CCCCGUCUUCUCGGGAACACUUGCCAGAUGAUAUAAUCCCAAUGCAAAGACUAUGUGCCGACUGUUUUAUAUGACAUUAUUAAUCAAUGCUGCCCCAUAACCACCUAAAAUGUGCCUACCGGUCUUAAUGGACCCUGCAAAAUUCUUGCAUCUGCUUACUGCUUCGCACAACCAACAACAUCAUUUCAAAGCCCUCAAUAAAGCACGCGGUGCGUCUGUCACUUCGGUCCGGUGGUAUCUCGGCUUUGGCCUGGUGUAUCUUGACCGUUAAUAGAACAUUUGGAACAACCUUAUCACACCAUUUCCCAUAAACGGGAAGAAGAGCAUCACAUUCUCCCGGUGAUACUACCUACUUGUCUGUCCCAGGUCGACACCGAGUGCAUAAGACAUCCUUAUCGAUGUAGAAUCAAAUUUACCUCUCACAAGGGUAAAGAGGUAAAUACAAAAGACUGCGUUCGGCUGGGCGUAAAGUUACCAAUCCACCCAGAAAGCUGUUUAGAGGUAGACUUCAUCACGGGCAGUUUGGUCGUGCCGUGUGGGCUAAAGCGCAACCUGUAUGGACUAGUUUAGGCGGUGCAAAAGCAUCAAUCGUUGGGGAGCCAUUAUUCUGACGGAUCUUCAUAAUUUCUGCGGCAC
Messenger RNA from Trichoderma atroviride IMI 206040, 636 nucleotides. The record is from RefSeq and is a predicted model, not a curated record. NCBI's taxonomy places the organism in Eukaryota, Fungi, Ascomycota, Sordariomycetes, Hypocreales, Hypocreaceae.